UCUUUACGCUGCUUGCGUAAAGUACUUUAGAAUCUGCGUAUCCUGCCAGAUGCGCAUUGUACGGCCGUGUGACGGACGACGGUUUACAGUAUCUACUGCUCUUUACUGGAGUGAACCACUUGUGCCAAAGGAUGUUCUUGAUCAAGAAAGCCAUUGGGGGUGUUAUUGAUGUGAUCGGCAACAUCGACCCCAACCAGUUUGUGCCUUCAGAACCUCCUCCACCCCGCAGACCACUAGCUUAUGCUGCGUCCAAUGAGUCUGCGGAAGAGCAGCAGUUCCGCAAAGUCUUCCAGCAGCUCGCUGGCGAUGAUAUGGAAGUUAGCCCCACUGAACUGAUGAACAUCCUCAACAGAAUCAUCUCCAAACAUGGUGAUCUGAAGACAGAUGGCUUUAGCAUCGAGUCAUGUAGAAGUAUGGUGGCUGUCAUGGAUAGUGACAGCACAGGUAAACUGGGCUUCCAUGAGUUUAAACACCUCUGGAACAACAUCAAGAAAUGGCAGGCCAUUUAUAAGUCUUAUGACAGAGAUCAUUCAGGAACUAUUGGAGCAGACGAGCUUCCAGCUGCCUUCAGAGCUGCAGGUUUCCCGCUGACAGAUCAACUCUUUCAGAUGAUUAUUCGCAGAUAUAGCGAUGAAAGUGGAAACAUGGACUUUGACAAUUACAUCGGGUGCCUUGUCAGACUCGACGCCAUGUGCCAUGCCUUCAAGACUCUUGACAAAGACAAUGACGGUACAAUCAAGGUCAAUGUUCAGGAGUGGCUGCAGCUGACCAUGUACUCCUGAGUGAUGUGAAGGUCUGCAUGAUGUUGAUAAAGCAACUUAUGAUAUAUGCAAUAAUGACUCUGCUUUACACAGCACCCUUUUUAUUUUUCACACUGUAUCCAGCAUAUAGCAGCCAUUUUUUUAAAGAGACACCAGCAUUGAACUGGUUAUUCACUGGGACGGUUUCUCAUUACGGUUUUACUUUUACCAGUUUUAGUGCAUUUAGUUCGUUGUUAGAACUGUUCAACAGAAAACUAACCAAAGAAUGAGAAAUUAUGAGAGAUGUCAAAUUAUAUUAACAUAUUAUGCUCUGAUAAAGCAUCCAUGCGAAGAACAAUUACCUAAUAAAAUGUAUUACAUGUCAAUGUUGUCGGUUUUGGUGCCAUACUUGCAUUGAGCCAUUGGUGGAUGUUGGGAUAUCACCACAAAUGUAUCAUGAUCUGGUGUCAAGUGCAAUUUUAUAUUGAAUAAAAAUGCUGAACGUGAUAA
Molecule: messenger RNA, 1250 nt
Organism: Danio aesculapii
Lineage: Eukaryota; Metazoa; Chordata; Actinopteri; Cypriniformes; Danionidae
Gene: capns1a
Product: calpain, small subunit 1 a
Exons: 11
Coding region: 132-782 (216 amino acids)
Molecular function (GO): calcium ion binding
Source: RefSeq, a predicted model, not a curated record